Ctenocephalides felis (cat flea) is the source of this 1434-nucleotide messenger RNA. Its product is annotated as fatty acyl-CoA reductase 1-like. The transcript has 12 exons. Lineage: Eukaryota; Metazoa; Arthropoda; Insecta; Siphonaptera; Pulicidae. Gene Ontology annotation, cellular component: peroxisome. Gene Ontology annotation, molecular function: alcohol-forming very long-chain fatty acyl-CoA reductase (NADP+) activity. Gene Ontology annotation, biological process: long-chain fatty-acyl-CoA metabolic process. The record is from RefSeq and is a predicted model, not a curated record. The coding region runs from base 1 to 1434 and encodes 477 amino acids.
AUGGACGUGCCGAGCAUUCCUGAAUUUUUUAAAGACAAACAAAUUUUCAUCACUGGCGGAACGGGUUUCAUUGGCAAAGUUCUAAUCGAAAAACUUCUACGAUCAUGUCCAGAUGUAAAAAGCAUCGUCCUGCUGAUUCGCGAGAAGAAAGGACAAACUGUUUCGGAAAGAGUCGACGAUAUUUUGCAAAAUCCGUUAUUCGAUUUGCUAAGAGAGACUAAUCCUGAGGCAUUGACCAAAGUAUCGGCUGUGGGUGGUGAUGUCACCAGUUUGGGGUUGGGACUAAACGAAAAGGAUAAAAAAAUAGUUUUAAAGUCUAAUGUAGUGUUUCAUGUUGCUGCCAGUGUCAGAUUCGACGAUCCUAUAAAAAAGGCAACCCUCAUGAACACCAGAGGAACUCGAGAAAUGAUGGAACUGAUGUUGCAAAUGCCAAAUCUGGUGGUUGGUGUCCACGUUUCAACCACCUAUUGCAACACCGACAAAAAUGUCAUCGAAGAAAAAGUGUAUAGAGACCACGGAGAUUGGAGGAUUAAAGGAAACAUGAGGAACACCUAUGUUUACACGAAGCAUUUGGCAGAGAAUGUGGUUGAAGAUUAUGCUGAUAGGUUGCCUCUCGUAUUGUACAGACCAGGAAUAGUUGUCUCAAUGUGGAAAGACCCAUUACCAGGCUGGGCGGACAACAUGAAUGGACCGGUUGGUUUAACAAUUGCAAUUGGAAAAGGUCUAUAUUUCUUUGGUCUCCUUCGAAAUUUCAUCGUAGAUGGAGAUGCCAUCGUCGACAAUACACCUGUCGACAUGGUGGUAAAGGCACUUGUAAUCGCCGCAUGGGAGAAGGGAAUAAAACGGAAUGGUGACGACAAGUUGCCCGUGUACAAUUGUUCCAUCAAGGGCUACUACGAAAUAACCCAAACUCAGUUUUACAAGGUCUCCACACUGAUGUUGGCGAAUCACCCUUAUAAUAAUGCAAUUAGAAUUCCUAGAUGCGCUUACACCAAGAUCGAGUUAGUUUUUAAAGUUAUGUUUUUCAUAUACACGCUUCUGCCCGCCCUGUUGAUAGAUACAUAUUACAAAUACACUGGAAAAAGGCAAAUUUUGUGCAAAUUGACAAGAAAAACCUACUUCGCCAUGCUGUCAGUGUCUUAUUUCGUUUCGAAAAACUGGCUUUUUAAAUCCUCAAACUUUACGAAUCUCAACAAGGAAGUUCUACAUAGCGACUGGAAAGAUUUCGUGGUCGAUGGAAGUAAUUUCAACGUUCAGGAUUUUACAAGGAAUGCCAGAAUGGGAAUAUCAAAAUAUAUCUUGAAAGAGGAGAUAGAUCUUCCGAGCGCCAGGGCUCAGUACCAAAAAUUGAAGAUCCUGCACUACUCCGUGAAAUAUUUAUUCUGGGCCUGCCUUUUGUAUUAUGUCAUACUGCCAAAGAUCAACAGUUUUUAG